Molecule: messenger RNA, 6195 nt
Organism: Condylura cristata (star-nosed mole)
Lineage: Eukaryota; Metazoa; Chordata; Mammalia; Eulipotyphla; Talpidae
Gene: UACA
Product: uveal autoantigen with coiled-coil domains and ankyrin repeats
Exons: 19
Coding region: 396-4604 (1402 amino acids)
Molecular function (GO): actin binding
Source: RefSeq, a predicted model, not a curated record
CUUGUGCCGCAGCGUCUGUGCAGCAGUGUUGAAGCGGCAGGAUGUAGAGUGCUAUUGGAAUUUUCAGUGGAGUCCGGGGAGGGUCAGCUUUGCAAGACAGUUUAUAAAGAGGUAGAGAUAGGAGGAGUUCAGUACCUGACUUGGGCUGUUCUGAAGUGCUGCACAGCAAGGAAGAUCAUUUUCACGCGUUAUGAAGUCGGAGAACGAUCCUGAAGAUGAAGAAAAUAUCCUUAGAGAUCCCAGCUAAGUGUAGCACAGCAUGAAGAUUGCAGAGCAGGGUUUGAUGAGACGACUCACUUGUUAGAAGUGUGUCCCAGGCUUGCUUUGUGAGCUACAGAGAUUUGUAACUUAAUGCGAAUAGUUUGCUGUUAGCAACAAGAAACUAAAUCCUGUCUAUGAUGAACUGUUGGUUUUCUUGUGCUCCUAUGAACGGACAUGCAACCGAUUGGAACAAAUAUGAUGACCGGUUGAUGAAAGCAGCAGAAAGGGGAGAUGCAGAAAAAGUGUCCUCCAUACUUGCUAAAAAGGGGGUCAAUCCAGGCAAACUAGAUGUAGAAGGCAGAUCUGCCUUCCAUGUUGUGGCUUCAAAGGGGAACCUUGAGUGUUUGAACGCCAUCCUUUUACAUGGAGUUGAUAUUACAUCCUGUGACACUGCAGGGAGAAAUGCACUUCACCUGGCUGCAAAGUAUGGACAUGCAUUGUGCCUGCAGAAACUUCUACAGUACAAUUGUCCCACUGAACAUACAGACCUGCAGGGAAGAACUGCACUCCACGAUGCAGCUAUGGCAGACUGUCCUUCAAGCAUACAGCUGCUUUGUGACCAUGGGGCCUCAGUGAAUGCCAAAGAUGUAGAUGGACGGACACCACUUGUUCUGGCUACUCAGAUGUGUCGGCCAAAUAUAUGUCAGAUGCUAAUAGACCGAGGAUCGGAUAUUAAUUCCAGAGACAAGCAGAAUAGGACUGCUCUCAUGCUGGGUUGUGAGUAUGGCUGCAAAGACGCAGUGGAAGUCUUACUUAAAAAUGGCGCUGAUAUAAGCUUGCUGGAUGCCCUUGGCAAUGAUAGUUCUUACUAUGCAAGAAUUGGUGACAAUCUGGACAUUCUAACCUUACUGAAGACUGCAUCAGAAAAUGUUAACAAAGGGAGAGAACUUUGGAAGAAAGGACCUUCUCUACCACAGCGAAAUUUGACAUACAUGCUGGAUGAACUGCAUAUGAAGUCAAAUCAGAGGGAACAUCACAGCGUUCAGGAUCUGGAGAUUGAAAAUGAGGAGUUGAGAGACAGGUUGAGGAAAAUUCAGCAAGAACAGAGAAUAUUAUUGGAUAAAGUCAAUGGUUUACAACUACAGCUGAAUGAGGAAGUUAUGGUUGCUGAUGAUCUGGAAAGUGAGAAAGAAAAACUGAAGUCCCUUUUGGUAGCUAAAGAAAAGCAACAUGAAGAAAGCUUAAGAACUAUUGAAGCUCUGAAAAAUAGAUCUAAAUAUUUUGAGAGUGAUCAUUUAGGAUCAGGAAAUCACUUCAGUAACAGAAAAGAAGAUCUGCUUCUUAAACAAGGUCAAAUGUACACUAAAGAUUCACAGUGUAUUUCCCCAGGUAUGACAGCCCAUAUGCAAAGCAGAUCUAUGUUGAGGCCACUGGAACUGUCCUUACCCAAUCAAACCUCAUAUUCUGAAAAUGAAAUUUUAAAGAAGGAGAUAGAAACACUGAGGCAUUUCUGUGACUCAGCAAAACAGGAUCGGCUCAAGCUCCAGAAUGAACUUGCUCACAAGGUGGCAGAAUGCAAAGCUUUAGCUUUAGAAUGUGAAAGAGUCAAGGAGGAUUCAGAUGAACAGAUAAAGCAAUUAGAAGAUGCCUUAAAAGAUGUACAGAAGAGGAUGUAUGAGUCGGAAGGUAAAGUGAAACAAAUGCAGACGCAUUUCCUUGCCCUGAAGGAGCACCUGACCAAUGAAGCCGCCAUGGGGAGCCACAGACACACAGAGGAACUCAAGGACCAGCUGAAAGACAUGAAAGCCAAAUAUGAAGGUGCCUCAGCAGAGGUGGGAAAAUUAAGAAACCAAAUCAAGCAAAGUGAGAUGUUAGUCGAAGAGUUUAAGAGGGAUGAAGGCAAGCUGAAAGAAGAAAAUAAGCGAUUGCAGAAGGAAUUUAGCAUGUAUGAAAUGGAGUGUGAGAAAAGGGGGAGAAAGGCCACAGAGAUGGAAAGCCAGGUAAAAGAUUUGUUAGCAAAGUUGGCCCUUGCUGUUCCAACAGAAAAGUUUGAAAACAUGAAGAGGUUAUUAUCUGGUGAGAUAAACGAGAAAGCCAAAAAAAUAGUGGAGCUCGAAAGAGAAUAUGAAAAAUCACUUAGUGAAAUCAGUCAGGUAAAGAAAGAACUGGAAAACUGUAAGGGUAAGCUUGCUCAGCAUGUGAAACCUGAGGACCACGAGCAGCUCAAGAAUAGGUUAGAGCAAAAGUUAGGUGAACAGGGGAAGAAGAUCACCGAGUUAACAUCAAGAAAUCAGACACUACAAAAAGAAAUUGAGAAGGUUUAUGUAGAUAAUAAAGUCCUCAGCCAACAAAUACAUACUGUAACAACUGAGAUGAAAAACCACUAUGUUCCUUUAAAAGUAAGUGAAGAAAUGAAAAAGUCGCAUGGUGUAGUUGUUGAUGAUCUGAAUAAAAAGCUUUUGGAUAUAACGCAAAAGUACACAGAAAAGAAAUUGGAAGUGGAAAAAUUGCUGAUGGAAAACGACAGUUUAAGUAAAAAUGUUAGUAACCUGGAAAGUAUGUUGGUGCCUCCUGAGAAACAUGAAGAAGUCACCGCUCUGAAAUCCAACAUCACCGAACUAAAUAAACAGCUCUCUGAGCUUACUAAAAAAUGUGGUGAAGACCAAGAGAAAAUCCAUUCACUCAACUCUGAAAACACUAACUUGAAAAAGACUAUGAGUCUCCAGUAUGUGCCGGUUAAAGCCCAUGAAGAGGUUAAAAGGGCACUGAGCCUCACAUUAGAUAAAACUAACAGAGAACUACUGGAGGCGAAGAAAAAACUGGAAGAUGUAAAUCAAGAAUUUGUAAAGGUAAAAGGUGAAAAUGAAAUAUUAAAAAGAAAUCUGGAAAAUGUUCAAAACCAAAUCAAAGCUGAGUACCUCAGCCUAAAAGAACAUGAAGAAAAGAUGAGUACUGUGAGUCAGAACAUGAAAAAGAUGCAGGAUGAUAGUGCUGAAGUACUGGCUAAGUACAAGAAAGGCCAAGAAGAGAUUGUGACUCUGCAUGCUGAAAUUGAAGCCCAGAAAAAGGAACUUGACACAAUACAAGAAUGCAUUAAGCUAAAGUAUGCACCAAUUGUCAGCUUUGAAGAGUGUGAGCGAAAAUUUAAAGCAUCAGAGAAAGAACUAAAAGAACAGUUAUCAGAGCAGACACGUAAGUAUAAUGUCAGGGAAGAAGAGACCAAGAAGUGCAAGCAAGAGAAUGACAAGUUAAGGGAAGAGAUUUUCACUCUUCAGAAGGACUUAAAGGAUAAGAAUGUUCUCGUUGAGAAUUCUCACGAAAUGGAAAGAGCAUUAAACAGAAAAAUAGAAGAGCUAAACGGACAGUUAAAAGACCUGUUACAGAAAUACACAGAGGUAAGGAAUGAGAAGGAGAAGCUGCUAGAGGAAAAUGCCAAGCAGACUUCUGAGAUCCUUGCUGCACAAACACUUAUGCAGAAACAGCACGUACCAUUAGAACAGGUUGAGGCCCUAAAAAAGUCUCUUAAUGACACAAUUGAGAAUCUAAAGGAAGAACUGAAGAAUAAACAAAGGUGUUAUGAGAAGGAGCAGCAGACAGCAAUCAAACUGCAGCAAAUGCUGGAGAAUCAGAAGAACUCUUCUGUGCCCCUGGCAGAGCACCUGCAGAUUAAGGAAGCAUUUGAGAAAGAAGUCGGAAUCAUAAAAGCUCGUCUGAGAGAAAAAGAAGUGGAAAGUCAAAAUAAAACGGAAGAAGUCUCCAAACUCCAGUCUGAGGUUCAGAAUACUAAACAAGCGUUAAAAAAUUUGGAGACCAGAGAGGCAGUUGAUUUGUCUAAAUACAAAGCAACGAAAAGUGAGUUGGAGACACAGAUUUCCAGCUUAAAUGAAAAAUUAGCCAAUCUGAAUAGGAAAUAUGAAAAAGUAUGUGAGGAGGUUUUGCAGGCCCAAAUGAAGGGACUGGGUACAAAAGAUGAGAAAGAAUUGCUUCAUUUCAACAUUGAGCAAGAAAUCCAGGAUCAGCAGGAGCGGUGCAACAAGUCUUUAUCCACAAUCACAGAGCUGCAGAGAAGGAUACAGGAAUCUGCUAACCAGAUUGAAGCAAAAGAUAAUAAGAUAACUGAACUGCUUAAUGAUGUGGAAAGGCUGAAACAGGCACUCAAUGGCCUCUCACAGCUCACCUAUGGGAGCGGGAGUCCCAGCAAGAGACAGAGCCAGCUGAUUGCCACCCUGCAGCACCAGCUGCAGUCCCUCCACCAGCAGCUGGCUGAUGCUGACAGACAACACCAAGAAGUAAUUGCAAUUUAUCGGACACACCUUCUUAGUGCUGCACAGGGCCACAUGGACGAGGACGUGCAGGCGGCCUUGCUCCAGAUCAUACAGAUGCGGCAGGGGCUGGUGUGUUAGCGGCGGCCCUCCCGGCGGCGCCGGCCUCCCUCCCUGACGGUGCCGGCCUCCCUCCCUGACGGUGCCGAGGGUUCUGUGUGCUCCACGGCCUACUGUGCUGCUAUAAAUGAAAUAAAAUGCGUUUUGCCCAAUCAGUAGUUUUUUACGUUAGUUGAGUAUAUUGAGUGUUUCAGUAGCCGUUCAAAUCUCAUAUUCUACAUGUGCUGAAUUUGCAGGUAGGCAAAAAGACAGCAUCUGAACCACCGAGUCCCUGAUAAAACAAGCCAUCUGACCGAGCCAUUUGGAGAGGGUUAGGUUGCACCAUUUUGCAGACAUUUCUUUGAGUGAAAUUAAUUUGGUCGGUGGCCACUUUUAAGUGGAUCAGAAGAUCUUUCAGAUCUUCCCUCCAGCAUUGAAAUCUAAUGUGAUUUCAAGGAAUGUACUGAACUUGGCUGGCCAAGUGGCAUUCUUAUUGAAGUAACUUAGUGUCUUUGACUUCUUUUGGAGGUACAGAUCUUUUUCUUCUUAUGCUAGUAACUUUUGUGCCUUUUAAAAUUAUUUCUUUUCCUAAAUGGUUUGCAGUGCUACAUUACAUUUAGGGGCAGGCAGGGGUGGGAUACGUCAGGAACUGUAAUAUGAAUGUUGCCUUCUACUUUCCACCACAUUAUCUGAAUUUUCACUUGUGGAGACUUUCUUGCCUCAGUGUUAGCGAUCCAUGAUAAAUGGUAUAUGAGAUUUUUCAAAGUGUCAAAAUUUUACACUCUUUCUUAGCGAUUACUCUGACAUUUGCUACUAUAGUAACAAGCACUCAUUAUACACGCAUUCUCCAAAUGUUUCAUACUUAUUUAUAGGAAAAUUGUACUAACGAGAUUAAUAAUGUGAAAUGCCAUUUUCUUACACAGUUAUCAUUUGAGAGUUGAUUUUACAAAACAUCUCUAGGUUUUUAGACAAAAGUGCAAUAAUAUAGUAAUCUGUAAGAAUAUAGAUAGCAAAACAUAAUAACAUUGGACAUGUUUAGAGUAAAUACUCCAGUGUAAUCAACCAUUUGUAUUAACUACAACUCAUUAAGGAAAGUAUGUUUUGUUAAUUUUAUUAAUACCUUGUUUACUCUCCAGACUGAAAAUUAUGAAUUUGUUGGCUAGCAUAUCAAUUGAACAAUUGAGUCAUUUAAGCCAACUUUAUUUUUAAAUUACAAAAUAUGCCUUAAUAUUAAUCUUCGAAUAUCAUGAACCAGAUUUUUGAUCUCAUUUUUGUAAUAACAAGGUCAAAAGGUCUUUAAAAACAGCUCCUCACACCAAGGAAUAAGAUGUCUCAUAUAUAUAUAUAAAUUUUAUUUUUCAGUGUAAUAACAACAGUGAAAAGUCACAUUGGAUUAUUUUUCAUUCUUAGGUGGAUAUACACAGCCCACAUAAGCAAUAUUUUGAUACUUUAAUAUAUAUAUUUAAUGUCCUACAGCCUGAGUUCUGAUUCAUUGAAACUGGAGUCGAACAGAGUUCUGAACUGAAUAUUCACAUUUCAGUGUUGAAUUUCCCUUAGUUUGAGUGGGAAGGGAACUUUAUGUGUACUUUAUUUUUUGUCCUCAGCCAUCAAUAAAAUACUGAUUUUUAUGGAG